This is a messenger RNA of Octopus bimaculoides (California two-spot octopus), 1936 nucleotides long. Its product is annotated as UDP-glucuronosyltransferase 2C1. The record is from RefSeq and is a predicted model, not a curated record. Lineage: Eukaryota; Metazoa; Mollusca; Cephalopoda; Octopoda; Octopodidae. Gene Ontology annotation, molecular function: UDP-glycosyltransferase activity.
UAAAUAAAGAACUCACGAAAACUUUCCAAAAGGAACAGAACAUAAAUAUCCUUCCAAUGAAUGAGAUACCAGAAAUUGAAGAAAUUCGCAGUGCUUCAGAGAAGCAAGAAUGUAGAAGAGUAUUCGUGAUGAAAAAGGCCCUAAAUUUAUUCCCUCCAGUGUGCGAGAGAAUUCUAAGGGAUGAAAAAUCGAUUGAAAUGAUGAGAGCAGUGAAUGCUAGUUUAGCUGUUAUUAAUGGAUUAUUUGUGACAAACUGUCUUACAAUAAUUGCUUAUAAAUUGUCAAUUCCGUUUGUUCUGACAGGAUCUGAGAUACUUCCUAGUCUUCAUCGUAUUCCAUGGAACCCCAGUAUUUUUCCAAACAGCUUCCUGUCAUCCUCCGAUAAAAUGACAUAUUCAGAAAAGUUAAUAAGUACUUUGGUUGCUAUUGUAGACUACACUAUUCUUUCUAUUGGAGCACCUACACACAGUGUCAAAACAUAUGCGAAAGACAAACCUGAUAUUUCAUUCAUAGAUUUGCUACACCAGGCACAGUUUUUUCUUAUUGAAAAAGAUGUACUUCUAGAUUAUCCGCUGCCCCAACUUCCAAAUGUAAGAUAUGUUGGUGGCCUGGCAGCAAAACAUUCAUUGCCUUUGAAGGGAGGGUUAUUGAAUUUCGUAAAUGCUUCCACGAAUGGAAUAGUUGUGGUGUCAUUUGGCAGUAAUAUCAAUGAUUUCCCUGCUGUUCAGCUAGAAAAGCUACAGAGCGCAUUGAAACAAAUAAAAUAUGAUGUUGUGUGGAGACAGAAGAAAACAUCAUUUUCUCAUAAGAAUAUUUAUAUCAGUGAUUGGGUACCACAAAAUGAUCUGCUUGGCCAUCCUAAAACUAAAUUAUUUGUUACUCAUUGUGGAAAUAGCGGUCAAUUUGAAGCUUUGUUCCAUGGUGUGCCAAUGCUGGGAAUACCUUUAUUUACAGACCAAUUUUAUAACUCUCGCAGAAUGACCGAGAAAGGAUACGGAUUGUCACUAGAUAUAGAGAACUUUACCCCGAAGGAAUUAAUAGAGAAAAUAAAAGAACUGAUUGAAAAUAAAACAUAUUCUGAGAAAAUUAAAAGAGCUAGUGAAAUAUUCCACUCCCGACCCGAAUAUCCAUCGAAGAAAUCAGCCCGCCAUAUUGAUCACAUCUUGAAAUACGGUGGAGAAUAUCUAAAGUCUCCAUGUCAAGAGAGUCGAUUGUAUGAAUUUUUCAUGAUCGAUGUAUUGGCUCCUAUAUUUGUAGUAAUAUCACUUUUGAUAUAUUUGACCUGUCUAAUUGGGAAAAAAUGUUUAACUAUCUUUUGUAAGAAGAAAACGAAGACUGACUAAAUUAUGUUUCGGUCAAAUCAACCCGCCAUAUUGAUCACAUCUUGAAAUACGGUGGAGAAUAUCUAAAAUCUCCAUGUCAAGAGAGUCGAUUGUAUGAAUUUUUAAUGAUCGAUGUAUUGGUUCCUAUAUUUGCUGCAAUAUUAUUUUUGAUAUAUUUAAUAUAUCUAAGUGUGAAAAAAUGUUUCUCGUUUUGUUGCAAGAAAAAAACGAAGACUGACUAAAAUAAUUUCUUUGAUAAUUUCAAACAAUGUAAAAAAAUCACGGCAGAUUUUUGGUGUAUGUAAAUGAAGGUUAAAAACAUUUUAUUUUAAAAAAAAUCAAUUGAAAUUUGGAAAUUUUCUGUAGAUAUAUUUAUGUGGUGUAGAUUUUAAAGAUUUACGUCAUAUAGUUUAUUGUAUUUUCUUUUUGCUUGAAACAUUUUAUAGAAUCUCCGUAUUAAACAUAAACACUUUCACUGAAAACAACACGUGUCAAAGUACAGGGCCAUUAUUUUUCUUAUAAUCAAAAGAAGAUGUUUAAUCUGUUCUGUUUAUCAAAAUUUCUAAUAAAUUGCUUAUUCAUUUUGUAAUAAAUAUAUUCAUUUUAAGCCCUUA